This is a messenger RNA of Megalopta genalis, 3584 nucleotides long. NCBI's taxonomy places the organism in Eukaryota, Metazoa, Arthropoda, Insecta, Hymenoptera, Halictidae. The record is from RefSeq and is a predicted model, not a curated record.
CAUAAGUGUGUACUUUAAUCGACCGAAACUGAACCGAUUGAAACAAAUGUGAAAACAUACUGACAUACAAUACGAUUUACUACCUCGCGCGGCUUUAUUCGCGUGUCGUAUGCGAUAAUUUAUGUUAUGAAUAUAUAAUAUAAAUAAAAAGGGUCAGCUAGACGCUAGACACUCGAGAGCAUAGUUAAAAGAAUUACUUGGCCACUGGAUACGAGCUGUCGAAAGAUACUUGUAUAAACUUGAGAUACGUGCAUCUUUCCAAUUGAAAUAUCUUUCUGCAAGAAAUGUAACCUAUAACGUUUGUUUACGCAAACGUCGUGUACAUUGUACGUACAUGUGUAUGCGUCGGAAUUUGGAACGCAACCUCUCUGUCCAGUCCAUUGAAACAAAAUUCGGGGCACAUGUUUAUCAUUUAAAUGAUUGCAGGUGUUGUGAAAACAAAUUGUUCGAAAUUGAGUAUGGCAAAUGAGUGCCUUAAAAGAUCAUGAUCCCGAUUACGGGCCUUCCGUUGCAAAUAACGAGAAACAUCAACGAAUUUACGAAGAGAACGCAAGAAGCAAUACCGCGAAGAAGAUAACAGCCAUUAUCGAAAAAGAAUUUUCCCUGGAGAUAAAUACGAAAGAGAAAGAAGUUUUAGAGAUACAAGAAAGAUUGCAUAGGGCCUCGAAAGCUUUACAUUUUCUACGAUACGUUAUAGUUGCUGAUUUUUAUAAUCGCAAGCAAUGUCAAAGUUCGCAAAAUGGAGAAGCAAGACAAACCCAAAUACAUCCGGCGAUAAAACAAUUGAUCGGUAAAUCGCCGAAGGAAUGCGGCAAUUUGUUAGUUUCAACAAAGUCGACCGCGACAGCGCAAAGCAACGCAGACGAUUUAAUCGCAUCUUGUCCAGAUGAUACGUGUCCUUCGACCGUAAUUGUCUGUCCAACUACAAACCCGAAUUCGCAUCAACCCGAGAAGGGGACUUCCGUGAAUGGUUCUUUUUUAAGAAAGAGGAACAAUGAUACCGGUGAACAAUCACGACCAAAGAAAAUACCACGAUACAUUCCACCUAAAUCAGGAGUCCCAGAGUCCCCGUGUCCGUCGAGAGGUAUCAGGCAUAAAGUCAGAAAACGUAUAAUCAUUGGAAACAUUUCAAAGUGGAUCCCUCCGGAAUGGAGAGAAGACGCGGCUAGUCAUAAAUGGACAAUGUACGUCCGAGGUAACAAAGAUAAUCCUGACAUCGACGAUUUCGUCGGUAAAGUCAGAUUCUUUUUACAUCCUAGCUACAGGCCUAACGACGUUGUGGAAGUGACGAUACCACCGUUUUGCCUAUCGAGACGCGGUUGGGGCGAAUUUCCAUUAAGAGUGCAGUUGCACUUCAAGAGUACGCUGGACAAGCCAAUGGACAUAAUUCAUCACUUAAAGUUGGACCGCACGUACACCGGUCUGCAAACCUUAGGAUCCGAAACUCUGGUCGAUAUAUGGAUCUACGCGGUUCCUCGAAACUUGAAAUUUGUUGCCCGAUCCUGUUCGAUCGAUGACACCGAUAAACCCGAAGCCAAAGCCGAUGCCGAAAUUGAAGUUGAAACAGGCAACGACACACGUUUCAAAUUCAAUGAUAACACCAAUGUCAAUCCGAAGUUUCAGUUAGGCUCGACGAACGGGAAGUCGAGUGCGAUUGUAAAACUCGAGGAAGGGGAAAGUUUGCAAGAGAUCGACGAGGCUUUUCUAAAUAACGAACGAUCGCGAUUUUAUGUUGAUCUUGACCAUGACUACUGUGGUUCGAAUCGUCUGGAAGAGAACUUAACUAUCGAUCAUCGCUUAUCGCUUAAAAAAGAAAUUGCUCUGAAAUUCAGGGAUUCAUCGACGACAAGCACAAUCGUCGACGAAAAUUUCGAGCAAGUGAAAAUAAAGGAAGAAACGAACUCGACCGAGCCUUCGUUGUCGACAAAAAAUGGACACAACCAAAAUGGGACGAAAGCCCUUCCAUCAUCUUGCUCGAAACUACAAUCAAACCUCUGUCCUUUGGAAAUCUCGAUACCCCCGUUGUUCGAGUCGUCGAACAAACAUGUGUUGGUACUUGAGAACAACAAAACCAUCACCGUGGACAUCGGGAUUUCGCGUAACGACGAUCAAACUCGUAAGCCGAGCAAAGAUUCGACGACAAAACCGAAAGUGAAUUUAACCGUAUCGUCGCGUGGCAUCAGCUUGCUGAAGAAACCGUCGAGCAAAUUAAGUUCUCAAAGUGAAACUCAGCCAGGGCUGAAACUCCAAUUCCCCAAGAGUAUACUAUUGAACAUGAAUUCUAACGUGCCGGCAUUAAAAAUAGCUGAAAGAGGAAAUCUACAGGACGAUUAUCUUUCCGAUGCUGCUCGCAGAAAAUCAGGACUUACAGAGGAAUCCGCAUCGGGAUCAGAAAAUCGAGAAUGCACGAAGGAAUUGCAACUACAAUCUGCGCGGCAAAGGAUCACUUUGGGCAAAGACAAGCACAAGCUGCAGAGCAGGAAAGAGUUCUACGACGGAGCGUUCCGCGCGAUUCACUGCGCAAACAUUGGAACUAUUGACGGUCUGCUGAGAUUUAUUGUCAGACGAAUGCCCAUGGUGACUCGGGACGCUUCUGAUUCGGAUUACAAGCAGCUUCAUCCUUAUGCGUGCGCUACUGAAAAAGAAUUCUUUGAAUACACUGUCGGGAAAAGAACUGCCUGCGAAUGGAGUCGAGCAAAAACCAUACGAUGCUUAUUAAAGCGCAAGGCAUUCUCGCAGGAGGAAAUGUGGACCGUCAAAGAGAUCAUUAUCUGGACAAGACUGCACGGGUACACACCUUUUCGUACAAAUUUUUCGAGCGACCAGGUCAAAGGACCGAAGAAUCUAGUCGACUCCACUCUUUCGAGGACUAUCUUUACUUGUUCGGAACCCGAGGCUUUCUGUAAAUGGCUUCAAAUUUAUCCGGGUCGUUCGUACGAUCAAUGGUUCGAUUCUAAUUCGCAACAAUUUUACGAACAUGACAUCGAAGUAGAUAUCAUCGACGAAACUUCAACGAAAGUAGGGAAAAACAACUUAUAUAUAAAUAGGGGCACGUAUUUCAACAACGAGAAUCUAUUAGACCCCAAGAUCGCUGUAUUGGAAAUGGAAACGAAAUCGAUACCGUUUCACGACUUCAUCUGCGAAACAGCAAGAGAAAUAGGCGUGAAAUUGAAUCAUGAAGAAAUUCUGCCCAGUGUGGUAGAUUGUGCAGCCAGUCGGGCGAUAAUGAGAGCCAUAGAAUGCCUUGUGGACGACUUAGUUAGAAUGUCUCUGGCAAAAGCUUGGAAAAGAUGCGAUAACGAAUAUCCGAAGAUGAUCGUUUUGGACGACGUACGUGGAGCUCUCUUAAACCGUGAAGAAUUUGAUAUUUUUACGAAUCAAGGAUUAGGAUCCAAAUAUCGACGAACAUCAACAGAUUGAUCGAUAAAAAUACACGAGACGAGAAUUUAGACACAAUGAAACUCAAAUAAUAUCGUUUGCUUCGACAAUAUAUGCUCCAGUAACAGGCCUGAAAACGAUAGCCUCGCACAUGUACAAAUGUCUAAAUUUGAAUAAAAUACUUAUAUCGAGUUUCAUACGAAUAA